Molecule: messenger RNA, 2547 nt
Organism: Acipenser ruthenus (sterlet)
Lineage: Eukaryota; Metazoa; Chordata; Actinopteri; Acipenseriformes; Acipenseridae
Product: aspartate aminotransferase, cytoplasmic-like
Exons: 9
Coding region: 133-1365 (410 amino acids)
Biological process (GO): L-aspartate biosynthetic process
Cellular component (GO): cytosol
Molecular function (GO): L-aspartate:2-oxoglutarate transaminase activity; pyridoxal phosphate binding
Source: RefSeq, a predicted model, not a curated record
GCUCCCUCCGGCACGCCGUCCAUUCUCUCUCCUCGCCGAGUUGAAGGUGACAGUCGGUCUGUGUCCAGCUCAGAACUCUGACUUCUGCAUCUGUUUCCCGGGAAUUCUCACCGCUAACGAGCAUUCACUAGUAUGUCGCUGUUUACCGAGGUGCCGCAAGCCGCUCCGGUGGCAGUCUUUAAACUGACAGCCGAUUUCAGAGAGGAUAAGCACCCGAGCAAGGUGAAUUUAGGAGUGGGAGCGUACCGCACAGAUGAAUGCCAGCCAUGGGUCCUGCCGGUGGUGCGGAAGGUGGAGCAGCUGAUCGCUAACGACCACAGCCUGAACCACGAGUACCUGCCCAUCCUGGGACUGCCCGAGUUCAGAGCCAGCGCUUCCAAAAUCGCCCUGGGGGAGGACAGCCCCGCCAUCAAGGAGAACAGGGUGGGUGGAGUGCAGUCUCUGGGCGGUACAGGAGCUCUGAGGAUCGGGGCUGAGUUUCUACGCCGCUGGUACAAUGGGAAAAACAACACGGCCACUCCCAUCUACGUUUCUGCACCAACCUGGGAAAACCACAAUGCUGUGUUCGGUGAUGCAGGGUUCACGGAUGUCCGUCCCUAUCGGUACUGGGAUGCAGAGAACCGUGGGCUGGCAUUGGCAGGAUUCCUGGAGGACCUGGAGAAUGCCCCAGAGUACUCGGUGUUCUUGCUACAUGCCUGCGCCCACAACCCAACUGGAACAGACCCAACCCCAGAUGAGUGGAAACAGAUCGCAGAGAUCAUGGAGAGGAAGAAGCUGUUUGCUUUUUUCGACUCUGCCUACCAAGGCUUUGCAUCAGGGGACCUGCAGAAAGAUGCCUGGGCUGUGCGUUACUUUGUGUCCAAGGGCUUUGAACUGUUCUGUGCGCAGUCCUUCUCAAAGAACUUCGGCCUGUACAAUGAGAGAGUCGGAAACCUCACUAUCGUGGCCAAGGACUCGGACAACGCGAGUCGGAUCCUUUCCCAGAUGGAGAAGAUCGUCCGGACCAUCUGGUCUAACCCCCCGUCACAGGGUGCCCGGAUAGUAGCCACCACAUUGACCACCCCAGAGUUGUUUGCUGAAUGGAAGGACAAUGUGAAGACCAUGGCAGACCGUGUUCUGUUGAUGAGGUCACAGCUGAAGGCAAAGCUGCAGGCUCUGGGAACGCCUGGGACCUGGGAGCACAUCACCCAGCAGAUCGGCAUGUUCAGCUUCACUGGACUCAACCCCAAUCAAGUGGGGUACCUGAUCAAGGAGAAGCAUGUCUACUUGAUGGCCAGUGGCCGCAUCAAUAUGUGUGGCCUGACCACCAAAAACCUGGAUUAUGUGGCAGAGUCUAUCCAUGAGACUGUCACCAAGAUCCAAUAGAACAACUACUUGUCUUCAGCAACUCCCUAGCACUUGCUGAUGCCACAGAAGUGACCAUCCACUUCAAUCAUGUCUAAUCGCUCACCAUCAGUCAGACAACUGAUCAGACAGCUUUCAAUGUAUGCCUACAAGAAAGAAAAUUAAUAUGUAACUUAACUCUUGAUGUUCUGAUGUAACAAUGAGCUGUGUAUAUUUCAAGGCAGCCUCUGUCUAGGCUUUUUUGGGCCAUGUAUGUGUGUUGCCUGGUUCUAGGAUAUUGAAAUUAGUUUCUCAGUAAUAUUGAAGUUGGGUGUAAUACUACUGUGUCUGUACCCACAGCCUGGGUUCCAACACAUUUUAGUAUUGCGUUUUCCAUUUUCAGAAAUGUGUACACUUUAAUACAGUAGAAAACGUGCUGUCUCCUGCUCCCCUGAAAUGAUUUUAAUGAUAUUUUAUUAAACCAGUAGCCCUGAUUUUCCAAAACCUUUUCUUUAAACAGCAUUAUCACAAGUCAAUGGAAUAAGGGACUUGUGAGAAUGCUGUGACAGGAAGUAAGGCGAUGUUUGGAAAGUCUUGGUUUUUAAAUCCUUUUAACCAGCAGUGUGUGUUGCAUAACAAUUAAAAAAAACACAGCCUGAAAAACACGGUUAAUGAUGAGGAUGUAGUGUGUGAUUAAAAGAAACUGCUACGUCCCAGAUGGUUAGAGAGAGCUAUCUCUCGUUACCCAACGGUUAAUGUUUAAAUGGACCUUGCUGCUAGAUAGUCACUUUAUAUUGCAUUCAUAGUGCUGUGUGAGCGCCCUCUUAAUCAGACUGAUUUAUGCUUUAAAACCAUGAAACAUCAGGCAGUGUUUUCUGCCAACUACAGUACUGAAGCUGCCAGUUCAAUGUUAAGCUCCAGGCAAUGUUCCCUUGAACUAUUUCCUUGAAAGGCCUUUUUUUUUUUUUUAUCAUUUUGUCUAUGAAUUGCACAACAAAUUAGGCAAAGUAAUUGACCUUUCCUGGUCUCCUGUAAUCCUAUUUAAUUAUGUGAUCUAUAGAUUUAAGAUGUUCUAUACCUGUCGGUCGAAAUCUGGAUGUGUGCUUUGUGUUUUUCUGUGUUCUUGCUUGAGAAUGUGUGACUGUCUGUGCACCUCGACUCGCACCUUGAAGCUGAGAGAACAAGGAGAAAUCUUAAUUUGAAAAAUAAAUGUAAAAUGUGUAA